GCGGAUGCCACCUUGACGCAGCAACUGCUGGUCGACGGCAUCCUGCCCAGUUUGGCCCCGUUGUUAGUGGACACCGCUGGCAAGCGUGAACCACUAUGUGAAGUUGUUUACGCCUACACCCAGCCCCAGGUGCUGGCAAGGCUGAAUGUCCUGCGCGGCUUGAAAGAGGGAAUGUCAAGCAUGCCAGCCUACAUCUGCUGCCUGUCUUAUUUCUUGCCCAUGGAGCUUGAGUUGGGCCUGGAUGACGAGCAUCUGCUGCGACACUACCAGUACUACGCCCUUGUAGCGCUGCAGAGCCAAGAGCCGAGUGUACGCGUGGCGGGUCUGACGAUGCUCAGCGCCGUGUCACUUCAAUCAACGCACUUCGCGACGAAUGUGCUGCAGGAGGUGCACAAUUUCGCAAGCCUGGGCCGGGACGAGUGGUGGGAGGUUCAGGGGCAGUUCCUGCUCCUUGCUGGGCGCCUGCUGGAACACACAGCCAGCCUCAGCGAAGCGGGCAAGGCGGGCCACGAAGCGGCCACCGAACAGUUGAUUGCG
This is a messenger RNA of Symbiodinium pilosum, 537 nucleotides long. Lineage: Eukaryota; Dinophyceae; Suessiales; Symbiodiniaceae. The record is from the annotation of a GenBank genome assembly.